Messenger RNA from Xiphophorus couchianus (Monterrey platyfish), 1251 nucleotides. RefSeq lists its product as uncharacterized. The transcript is spliced from 2 exons. Bases 45 to 809 code for a protein of 254 amino acids. Lineage: Eukaryota; Metazoa; Chordata; Actinopteri; Cyprinodontiformes; Poeciliidae. The record is from RefSeq and is a predicted model, not a curated record.
UAUUAUUAUUAUACUUUUCAAAGGGACCAAACUUCAUCUGGCACAUGGACUCCUACGACAAACUUAGACCAUAUGGAAUAUGCAUCAACGCAAGUAUUGAUGGGUUUUCAAGAAAAAUAAUCUGGCUUAAUGCUUACACAACAAGUAGUAAUCCAAAGGUGAUCGGGGGGUAUUACAUCGAAGCGGUGCAGCGUUUAAAUGGCUGCCCUAGAGUUGUACGUGGUGAUCUUGGAACCGAAAAUGGCCAUGUGAGAAGUUUCCAGCGUUUCCUUGUACCAACGGAACCAAACGAGACCCUUGACAGUUACCUGGAAGGAGCAAGUACAGCUAAUCAAAGAAUUGAAUAUUGGUGGCGUUUCCUUCGUAACCAGUGUGUGGAGUUCUGGUUGUCCCUUUUUGGAGACAUCAGAGACAACGGUUACUUUGAUGGUGGAUUUUUAGACAAAAACCUUCUUCAGUUUUGCUGCAUGGGGAUCAUACAGGAUGAGCUGGAUGAUACUGCCCAGGUUUGGAAUGCACACUCCAUCAGGCCAUCAAACAACAGAAAUGUCCCCAGUGGUCGACCCAAUGUGAUGUAUGCAUUACCUGAGCUCUACAGGACAAGAGACUUUCUUUGCCUUGUUGAAGAGGAACAUGUUGAAGUAUGCAAAAAUGAGUGCAUUUCUCGACUGACCAAACCAUGUGAUCCAGAUGUCUUUGACCUCUGCAACAUCCUUAUGGCAGAGUCCCAUCUGACCUUACCCACAGACGCUUACCAGGCUUUGAACUUGUAUAUGCAUCUAAGAGAGGCAAUCAUUGCAUCACUUUAAAAUGUGCUGACUGCAAGCAAGAACAUUUUUCAGCACCUUUACAAGCCCACUUAGAAUGGCAUGCAGAUGUAAACAAACUGUGUUUCUUUUCUUUCAAAAGUAUUUCAUUAUGUUCUCUAGAAGGGACAAUGAAGAAAUGUAUUGUUCAUUUGAGUUUCAUGAACUGCCAGUUUAUUCAACUGCUUCUAACCAUUUUGUAAAUAUGCAAUAUCUGUUUCAGAUCAAAAUAAACUCUGUGAAAGCAAAUAUUUACUUGUCAAACAAAGAUAAACAUAAAAGGAAAAUAAGGGUAUUUAGUAUAAAUAAUAUUUAUCUGAAAAUGUAAUUCUGUGAUCAAAACAAAAUGCUUCUUUUAAGUGAUAAACUCUGUCCUGCCAUUCUAUUUUUAAAAUAAAUGUUGCAUUAAUUAACUUUUUAAAAUUUGAAAUGCUAUAAAAAAAGG